AUGGAAGGCAUUACAAAGCAGCAGAAACAUGAAAAAAAUGAUGCAAUAGAGGGAACAGAUAUUCAAGAAAAAGUAGACGUUAAAGAGGAGAAAGAAAUGCUUAGACAACCAGAUGAUCUGCAUUGCAGUAGCGACUUCCGGAAUACCAGAGGUUACGACUGUCUUCAGGAAGACAUAGGCGAUCUAUAUAGUUCCUUGCAGACAUUAGUGGAUGGACCUGCCUUUGAUCGUCAUAUUCGAACUGAUCUGAACAAUGUGAACGACAUAAAUAAUCAGUUAGAACUGAGAAAGAAGGACCUUAUGAUGACAGAUUGUGCAAUUGUGGUUGCUGGGGAAACGAGUUCAGGGAAAUCAAGCAUUAUUAAUUUGAUAAUUGGUACGGAUAUUGUACCAACUGAUAUCAUGGCAACAACAACAAGAGUUUGUAGAAUAAGAUAUUCAGACAAAAAAAGAGUUUCAGCGCUUGAUAAGGACGGGAAAGAUGUAGUUCUGUCAGAGUUUAAUGAUGAAGAAAAACUGAUGGAGAUGAUGGAAGAUCUAGCUAGAACAGGUGACCAACACAUAGAAUUUAUUGAUGUUUGGUUUCCUGUGCCAAUAUUGAAGGGUAACAUUAUAAUAGUUGAUACACCAGGAAAAGGCGAUACAGGACAAGAUGAUGUGGCGAAUAAGAUGAUGGAGUACCUGCCAAAUGCUGUAGCUUUCAUUUUUGUUGUAAACGUUUCUACUGCAGGUGGAUUCCAGGAUGAUAGACUUCUUCAUAUCAUUAAAAGUGUAAGACAGUCGAUGAGUCAAAUGUAUUGUUUCAAUCCUGAGGAUGCCAUCUUCCUGCUCAACAAAUGGGAUGCAGUUCCCCAGAAAAAAAAUCGAAAGAGAGACCUGUAUGAGGAGUUAAAAGAAAAAGUUCACGAUAUAUGGGAAGACGUGAAGGAUAGUAACAUUCUAAAAUUCGCCUCAGCUAAGGUUCAUGAAGAGGAAGCCUACAAAGCAGAAUUUGAAAAAUUUCAAGAGAUAUUAAAAGAAGUGAUUACCACAAAUGCCUUCAAACGAGUAACAGUUCACUUGAGAUUUAUCAAAGCCUUUCUUGACGAUUGUGAAACAAGCCUAGCAAACAAGCUGAGAUGUGCAAGGCAAAGCACAGAAGAGACACUUAAGGAGUUGGAUCAAUUUAGUAGGGAUUUGCUAGAUAUCAAGAAUAAAAGACAGGAGGCAUAUUCCGGUCUCAAAAAAAAUAUUGACAAGUUUAUCAGUGAAACCGCAGAAGAUUUGCACACUUACAUACGAAGUCCAGAGUUCAGAACCAUUGUUCUCCAAGGGACUGAGAAAUACACACGACUUACAAUUGGACGAGAACUAGACUCUCGCAUAGAAAAAGCGACUCUUACCUGGCAAGAAGAAAAUGUUGGAAGGAUGUUUGAACUCAAGAUAUUACAAAACCUUACAGAUAAUUUUGUAAAACUUUACGAAUAUUUGCACAAAAUUAAAAGCAAAAUGAAAGGAUUUACCUCUCCCUUUGACGUCGAAGACAAACUUGGUCCAGUUCUUGUCUCAUUGAUUGCGCCUAGUAGUACAGCUGUAGCCGGUAGUAUGGCAAUGAUGUAUAUGUCUGUUAGUCCUAAGGCUGCACAGGCAGUAGCAGCGACAGGAAUAGUGACUGGUCUGGUAAUUACAGGACUAGUCGCUCUAGACGUCCUUGAUAACUUUGAAACUGUCAAACAGAAUGCUUACGAGGCAAGAAUAGACAAGAUAACCGAAGAAAAAGUAAGGAAAACAUUACAAAAGACAUACGCAGAAAGAUUCACACACGUCGUCCAGAGUUAUCUUGAAGGAGAUUUAAAAAAAGAAAUUGAAAUUUUAUCGGAGAGUGUUGACUCAACGAAAGGCAAGAUAAAUUUUUACAGAAAGGAAGAGUCGAGCUUGCUUUCUCUAAGCUCGGAAAUUUCAGAAAUUCGAAACAGAUUGGAAGAAAUAGAAAAGUUAGAAAUCAUACUUGUGUGA
This is a messenger RNA of Saccostrea echinata, 1995 nucleotides long. Its product is annotated as dynamin-like protein 2. NCBI's taxonomy places the organism in Eukaryota, Metazoa, Mollusca, Bivalvia, Ostreida, Ostreidae. The coding region runs from base 1 to 1995 and encodes 664 amino acids. The transcript has 8 exons. The record is from RefSeq and is a predicted model, not a curated record.